AUGGAACGGCAGGAGUCGGUUGACCUCGAUGAAGCUGCUAUCCAAGACGGGGUGCAGAAGGCGGCCGACGCUCUGCGCUACGCGACUGCCGUUCUGUUCACCUCUGGCGCCGGCCUGGGCGUCGACUCUGGCCUGCCCGACUUCCGCGGGCCGCAGGGCUUUUGGCGGGCGUACCCACCCAUGAAGGAGAUGGGCCUGGAGUUCUCAAGCAUCAGCAACCCGGCCUGGUUCACCCAAGACCCCAAGUUCGCCUGGGGCUUCUGGGGCCAUCGCUACGAUCUAUAUACCAAGGCCGCGCCCCAUGCGGGCUACCAGUUCAUGCGCCAGCUGGGCGAGCGUAUGCGGGACGGCUAUUUCAGCUUCACCUCCAACGUGGACGGUCACUUCGCCCGGGUGUUCCCUGACGAUCGCAUCCUGGAGUGUCACGGGUGCAUUCACUACCUGCAGUGCUUCGAUGACUGCAGCCCCGACCUGUGGGAAACCCAGCGGACGGUUGAUGUGGAGAAGCUGCGCAUCGACAUGACCACCUUCAAGGCAAUGGGUCCUCUUCCCGCUUGCCCCAAGUGCCACGGAUUGGCUCGACCCAAUGUGUUGAUGUUCGGCGACUAUGGGUGGAACGAAGAUCGAUUCGAAGUGCAGCUGGAGCACUACGAGGCGUGGAUGGCCUCCCUCAAGGAGAAGAAGGACACCCGCCUGGUGGUGGUCGAGAUCGGCGCAGGUACGGGCGUGCCGACGGUGCGAAAGCAGAGCGAGCGGCGCGUAAUGUCGUUCGAGGAGCGCUUCGGGAAGGGCUCGGCCGUGCUGAUGCGGAUCAACCCGAGGGACCACCACUGUCCCGCCACGGUGCCCUGCAUCCCCAUUCCGCUCGGCGGCCUCGACGCCCUCGCACGCAUCCAGGACGCCCUCCACCAACAGCAAUAG
This is a messenger RNA of Acanthamoeba castellanii str. Neff, 921 nucleotides long. Its product is annotated as silent information regulator protein Sir2, putative. Bases 1 to 921 code for a protein of 306 amino acids. Gene Ontology annotation, molecular function: NAD+ binding. Lineage: Eukaryota; Discosea; Longamoebia; Acanthamoebidae. The record is from RefSeq and is a predicted model, not a curated record. The transcript is spliced from 8 exons.